Molecule: messenger RNA, 671 nt
Organism: Notechis scutatus (mainland tiger snake)
Lineage: Eukaryota; Metazoa; Chordata; Lepidosauria; Squamata; Elapidae
Source: RefSeq, a predicted model, not a curated record
CAUCUUCUAGCACCGAUGCUGUUAGGUUGUGAACUUCAUCUGUCUUGCACCUUUUUUUUGGCAGAAUGUCAACGAGCUCAACCAAUGGCUUUCCGCCAUCCGAAAAGCCACCAUUGCCAACGAAUGCAUGCUGCCCUUUUGCCACCCGGGAGCCUUCAGAAGCAACCGAUGGACUUGUUGCUUGCAGACGGACCAGGCCGUUCAGGGCUGCAGCCGUACGCAUUCCGCUGUGACCCUGGGCGACUGGAGCGACCCUCUGGAUCCCGACGCAGAAGCUCAGCUAGUGUACAAGCAGCUUUUGUUGCAUAAAGACAAGCUCAGGGAAAAAUACCAGGAGAUUUCAAACACGGAGGCUGCGCGGGAACAAAGCAACACAGCCAAAAGAGCUUCGGACAAAAACCAGCAAAGGUUGACAGCAGCUGCCCAUCUCCUAGAAGUCAUCCAAGGACUGGAGCAGGCCCACAGGGCUUUUGAACAUCAAGAAGGGGGAGAGAAACCAGGGACUGGCACACUACCCCCUCCCUAGGUGGCACCAUCUCCCAUUAGGAGCCAGGUUGUUUUGUCUGUGUUGUUAAUGAUGGCAUCAUCUUUACACCUGUUUAGAGAAGAAAGCAACUAGCUACACUACAGGUUUUGCUCCUGCUGAACAAUGUCCCCUUGGAAGGAGAACA